Messenger RNA from Nilaparvata lugens (brown planthopper), 3254 nucleotides. RefSeq names its product max-like protein X (gene bigmax). The record is from RefSeq and is a predicted model, not a curated record. Gene Ontology annotation, molecular function: protein dimerization activity; DNA-binding transcription factor activity, RNA polymerase II-specific; RNA polymerase II cis-regulatory region sequence-specific DNA binding. NCBI's taxonomy places the organism in Eukaryota, Metazoa, Arthropoda, Insecta, Hemiptera, Delphacidae. The coding region runs from base 341 to 1081 and encodes 246 amino acids. Gene Ontology annotation, biological process: regulation of transcription by RNA polymerase II. The transcript has 6 exons. Gene Ontology annotation, cellular component: nucleus.
AUCUAUGUGAGGUUGCAUUUACAUCAGGUUGUCUUCAAGUGGUUGUUAUUGAUACAUUGUUUAUCAAUGUAUAACUUUAUUGACUAUGCAAACUAUACAAUAUAUUACGCAGACACGUUAUUAAUCCUCUGUUGAUACUUCACUGUUAUCGGCAAAGAUAUAUUACAACGCUUAUCAUAAGUGACCUUUGAGUCAAUGCUACAUGAAGAGUUGAAUUCUCUUCUUACAAUUUAUCUGCCAUACGGUAUUAAUUAGAAACUGUUUAUUUUCCUCCAUCAAUUAUAAUAUUCAAUAGUGCAACUUACAAUUUAAUUUCACCAACAUAAAUCUUCGUUCCGUAAUGUUACUUCAAGAAUUUUCACAUUUGCAAAUGUAUCCUGAGAUGAAAGUGGAGCCCUCGAGUCCAACUGGGAGGAUUCCGUAUUCGCGAUCGAGUAGUGCCGGCUCACUGCACACACACCACAACGCAGGCGGAAACAUGAGCAGCAGUAGUGGACACGAAGACGAUGACAGUGACAACAAGGGCACAGCGUUGUCGUACAAAGAGAGACGGCGAGAGGCGCACACGCAGGCAGAGCAAAAGAGACGGGAUGCCAUCAAGAAGGGGUAUGACUCGCUGCAGGACCUGGUGCCCACUUGCCAGCAGACUGACGCCUCCGGCUACAAGCUCAGCAAGGCCACUGUCCUACAGAAGUCCAUCGACUAUAUACAGUUUUUGCUGCAGCAAAAGAAGAAGCAGGAGGAGGAGAGGAAUUCGUUGAGGAAAGAGGUGGUGGCGCUGAGGAUCAUGCAGUCCAACUACGAGCAGAUGGUGAAGGCACAGCAGACGCAGCAAGGCCACACCCAAGCCACAGUCUCUGACGAGCUCAAGUUUCAAGUGUUCCAAAACAUUGUGGAUCAGUUGUUCAUCUCCUUCAGCAGUAUAUCUGUCACUAAUUUCGCAGAAUUAUCAGCAUGUGUCUUCAGUUGGCUGGAAGAGCAUUGCAAACCUCAGACCCUCCACGAAAUGGUGAUGAAUGUAUUACAGCGAUUGAAUUUCUCCAGACUUCCACCUCCGUCGUCAUCCUCAGCCACACAUUGAGUAAUUACUCAACAAUCACAUGCAGCUCACUUAUUGAAUAAUAGCUUAGUUAUCCUAGAGUGGGGAUAAAGUUUUAUCCAAUAAUUGCUACAUAAUAGUGCCUAUAUUAUUAUUAUUUUAAUUCAGAACAAUGUUGUGGUACAUUAGUCAUAAUCAACUCAACUAAUCGAUCAUCAAAGAAAAUCAUAUCUGGGAUCUACUAUAUUUGGAUUAAAUUUGUCUUACUUUUUUGGGCAGACAAUACAUUGUAUAUAAAUCGAUUGAAUGUGAUGAGUCUGUUGAAAUAUUAUAGCUCAAUAGCUCACAAAAAGUUAUAUAUUGUCUGUGAACUAAUAUGAGAGUUUGUGAAUAAAACUGUAUGCUUAGAAUUUGUAAGUGUAUGUACUGUAAUGCAAUGUACACCAUAUUUUUACAAAUUGUUGAGGUAACAGAAUCAUAAUAGUUUUAGAUUUUUGCAAAAGAAAAUUAUCGAAUAGGUAAUUGAUGUGUUUCUAUAAAUAAUAUGUUAAAUGCUUCUAUAUUUGAGCUCAGUACAAAAUAAAUAAUUGUAGAGUACUUUUUAAUCCAGUAUUUUCUGUUACACUAGUGACCGUUGCUUUUCAUUUACUAAAAAAUAAGUAAAUAAUACAUAGGCCUACAUCAUUGAUCUGUGAUAGAACAAUCUUAACGUGUCUUUGUCAAAUAUUUUCCAAAAAUCAACUGUGAAACAAUUCAUAUUGUGAUAAAUAAUAUAAGAAUAAUUCACUUCAAAUUUAUAAAAUCAGCACACAGUGCCAAUUUAAAAGAAGUACAUUGUAUGAUAGUUAUUGAAGAUUAUGUGUAAAUAUAUAUAUUUGGUGUUCGUAUUGAAUAUUGUGUACAUAAAACAAAAGGUAAACCGAUAUUCAAAUUUUAACCAAUAGUUUCUAAAUGAGAUUCUCUAUUUUUUUAUUCUUCUUGCCAUUAUAACAGUGAUAGCUAGAAAGGAAAAUAAAAAUCUCAGUGCCCUUUUUGAAUUAUUUUAUCACAAUAUGUGAUUUAUAAUAAUCAUUUAAUAUGUGAUUAAAUAAUUCAAAAAAGGUACUGAGAUUUUUAUUUUCCUUUCUAUUUUUAUUACAAGUAGCCCUAUACAGAAAAUAUAUAAACAGUGAUAGCUAUCUUACUGUCAAAUAAACCGUUUAUCUUUGAAAUAAUGCUUUACUAAAUUAAGUGCAAUAAUACAUCAUUUCUAUAAUAAGUAGUAGACUCAAUUGGACACCUCCCCUUAACUUCCUCAUUUUCACCAUGAAAAAAGUGAUUUAUUUUUCAAGUAUGAACAAAUCAAUAUCCACAUUCUUUUUUUUAUUGAUUGAUUGUAAGACUUCUUUCUCUAAUUCUGAAGUUCAAUUGUUGGACUUGUAGUUUUUCUAUCAUAUAACUUAAACAGCCUAUUAGAUUUUCGCAUUCUGUUCAACAAGAUAUCUCACUUUUACUUCUGGUGUCCUCAUCACGAUCCUAGGAACGGAGAGUUCUACCACAUUAUCAAGUGAAAAUGCUCGGUGGGCAAUUUUCUGAGAGGUUUCAUCAUCUCUUUCCUUGAGCAGUAUUCGAACUAUGAUAAUCCCUAUAUAUUUGUCGGGUAAUUUCACCUUUUCCAACUUCUUGGGAUGUUUAGAUCACUGAAUAUUUGGGAUCGUAGGAAGGAAUUUAUCAAACUGUUUUGUUAUUUUCAUUUUUUAUAUCUUAUAAUUUUCCCCUCUUUUCCAUUAUGUUAAAUAAAAAACUUGAUGAAAUGCCAAAAUAUAAUAAUGUUAAAUAUAAUGACUUCUAGUACGGUAGUAGAAUAACUUGAUGCUUAUUUGUGUAGCUUUUUAUGAAAUAAUACUGAUCUGUAGUAGGCUACCUGAACCAAUCAAAGAGGCUUAAUUGAAACUUUUUUAAAUGGUUAGUAACACGCAAAUUGAAACAUUCAAUGAAUCAAAUUUUCCGGGCAAGUCUAUCGUGUAUAAUAAUAGAAUAGUUUUUGAUUGCCGUAUUUUUGUUGUUUCUCUCCCAAUCAUUGUUUUGAUGUUGUGUUUGUGAAAAUGAAAUAAUAAAAAAAUACGGUAGCCUAUACUGUACACAUUGAUUAAUUAUUUUGUUAUUUUAUUGAUGUUACUGCAAGUUUUUGUGUAAGUGUAAUGAACAUUUAAAAGCUGUUGUCUAGUUAUUGAAA